Molecule: messenger RNA, 1958 nt
Organism: Andrographis paniculata
Lineage: Eukaryota; Viridiplantae; Streptophyta; Magnoliopsida; Lamiales; Acanthaceae
Product: pyruvate kinase, cytosolic isozyme
Exons: 4
Coding region: 190-1722 (510 amino acids)
Biological process (GO): glycolytic process
Cellular component (GO): cytoplasm
Molecular function (GO): magnesium ion binding; potassium ion binding; pyruvate kinase activity
Source: RefSeq, a predicted model, not a curated record
CAUCUUUGUUGUUGUUAAUUUCAAUUUGAUAAGAGGUGGAACGUGGUUUUAUUACGAUUCGGUUUAGGCGGCUGAGUGGUCCGCAGGCAGUCGGUGCGCUUUGAAAGUGACACUGUUAAUUGGCGUUUCAUGCGCUUUUGUUCGAUUUUUGGUUGAGAGUAUAUAAGGAGAAUCCGGAUACAGUCAGAUAUGGCGACCAUAGACAUUGACGGAAUCCUGAAGGAGCAGCCGUACGGUGGACAGAUCCCCAAGACGAAGAUUGUAUGCACUUUGGGGCCGGCUUCGAGGUCGGUGCCGAUGCUGGAGAAGCUGCUUAGGGCUGGAAUGAAUGUUGCUCGGUUCAACUUCUCGCACGGUACUCAUGAAUACCAUCAGGAGACUCUCGACAAUCUCAAGAUUGCUAUGCACAACACUCAGAUCCUUUGUGCUGUCAUGCUUGAUACCAAGGGUCCGGAGAUUCGAACUGGUUUUCUGAAGGAUGGAAAGCCCAUUCAGCUUAAGGAAGGCCAGGAAAUCACUGUAACCACUGAUUACUCCAUUAAAGGAGACGAAGAAAUGAUUUCGAUGAGUUACCAAAAAUUGGCAGUUGACUUGAAACCUGGAAAUACUAUUCUCUGUGCUGAUGGUACCAUAACACUCAAUGUUUUAUCGUGUGACCCUGCUGCCGGAACUGUGAGAUGCCGCUGUCAGAACACUGCUAUGUUAGGUGAGCGAAAAAAUGUCAAUUUACCUGGUGUUGUUGUGGAUCUCCCUACACUUACUGAGAAGGACAAGGAAGAUAUUCUUGGGUGGGGUGUUCCAAAUAAUAUCGAUAUGAUUGCUCUCUCAUUUGUGCGCAAAGGAUCCGAUCUAGUUAAUGUCCGAAAGGUUCUUGGUCCUCAUGCCAAGAGUAUACAGCUGAUGUCGAAGGUUGAAAACCAAGAGGGAGUUAUCAACUUUGACGAAAUUCUCCGUGAGACCGACUCAUUCAUGGUUGCGCGCGGUGAUUUGGGAAUGGAAAUCCCAGUCGAGAAGAUAUUCCUAGCUCAGAAAAUGAUGAUUUACAAGUGUAACCUUGCCGGAAAGCCUGUCGUGACUGCCACACAGAUGCUGGAGUCCAUGAUCAAGUCUCCGAGGCCAACACGCGCCGAGGCUACGGAUGUGGCUAAUGCGGUCCUGGAUGGCACCGAUUGCGUGAUGCUCUCCGGGGAGAGUGCUGCUGGAGCCUAUCCCGAACUUGCCGUAAAAAUCAUGGCUAGGAUAUGUAUCGAGGCGGAGUCUUCCCUCGAUUACGCGGCUAUCUUCAAAGGAAUGAUCAAGUCCACCCCGCUCCCCAUGAGCCCACUCGAGUCGCUCGCCUCCUCCGCCGUGCGCACCGCAAACAAGGCUAGAGCGAAGCUCAUCGUAGUGAUGACGCGCGGUGGGACAACCGCCAAGUUGGUUGCCAAGUACAGGCCGGCAGUCCCGAUUCUAUCCGUAGUGGUCCCAGUCGUAACGACUGACUCCUUCGACUGGUCGAUCAGCGAUGAAGCCCCGGCGAAGCAGAGUCUGGUGUACCGUGGCCUGAUUCCCGUUCUGGCCGAAGGAUCAGCAAAAGCUACGGAUACUGAAUCGACGGAGGUCAUUUUGGAGGGCGCCCUGAAGUACGCUACUAAUAGGGGGCUUUGCACGCCCGGCGACGCCGUUGUUGCCCUUCACCGGAUCGGAUCUGCAUCGGUGAUCAAGAUCUGCAUGGUCAAAUGAUGAUGGUACGUAUGUUCUUAUAUAAAUAUAUGCUGAAUAACAUAAGUUGCAGACAGACUCUUGUUGAAUCGGCUUGUUAGAUAGAUAGUUACUUGGAAGUUAACAUGUUCGACUUGCUUGGUGCUUUUUCUGCUAACGUUGUUUUGUAAGUUUUUGGGAUUCUCCUUUAUUUUCUUUUGACGACUUAUUUGGACUAAUAUAUAUAUAUAUAUAUAUAUAUACAUAUAUUCUACUUA